GAUGAAGACUUAUUUAUGUAAAUUUCCAUAGUGUUACAUGUGAUACAAAUAAGAAUAAACCUGCUUUAAUUCCUUAUUGUGAAUGUGACUUUGACUUUGACAUGUCAGCAACCAGAGUUUUUCACGUAGUUUGUCUCUACAUCCAAGUAGCCUGUGUUUACUCAGCUUGUUCAAGUAGCUGGUACGGCUCGAACUGCCAGUACAAAUGUCACUGUACAAAUGACAUGUGUGACGUCAAUGGCAGCUGUAUCAGUGACUCAGUGUGUGCCCAGGGAUGGUUUGGACAGAGCUGUCAGUACCAGGACCUGACUGGCAGUGACACCACCAUCACCCCACCUGACAGUGCUAUCUCUGAUGGUGACGACACAACAUGUACCCUGCUAGACAACGUCACAAUCACUUGGAAAUUUGCUUACCACGUCACGUGGUUAAGAACUGUGGGAUUUAAAGACGGCCCAUUAAAGUAUUUAGACAUCACCUUCACCGACAGCGACAAUAAGACUUUCACCUGCCUCGACAAGGCCAUGCUACCUGUCAACGAGAUGACCACCGACAUCUUAUGUAACCUCAAUGUUACCGUAGUUCAAGUGUAUCUUGAUUUUAAAGAAAAUGUUCACCUGUGCUCAGUUUAUAUUGAUGGCGGACGUAACGUGGCACUGAAACAGCCUACAGUGCAGUCCACUGACCUAACCUUUGAUGGGAUCCUGUAUGAUUCUUCAAGGGCUGUGGACGGAAAUCCCAGUAGUGACUUUCACGGAGAAAACUCGUGUACACACACACAAAACACGCCCCCUAGCUCGUGGACUGUCUUGUUUAAACAACCACGUGAUGUCAACAGAUACGUCAUUUACAACAGAGACAUUUUAUGCAAACGCCUGCAGGGUUUUAAUCUGGUGAGUUACAACGCACAGAACGUAACCUUGUUCAACUACACAGACACCAACCCAAGUGCGGACGUAAUGGUUUACAGCUUGACAACCACAUGCACGGAGGCCGUGUCAUCAAUUACAAUUACAGCAAAGGACACUGACAACGUUUUGACUCUCUGUGAAGUGGAAGUUUAUGGCUACGACAGCUGCCCUAAUGGGACCUACGGCAUUGGGUGCAGCAGUACGUGCAACUGUCGGGACAAGAGUGAGUCGUGUUUUGUUGCCACUGGUCAAUGUUGGUCUGGAUGUGCUAGCGGGUUUCAAUGUGAAGGCUGCUCGCAGCAAUGUGUCGAGACUUACUACGGAGAAGAUUGUGCACAAAGGUGCAGCACCAACUGCACAGGUCAGCUGUGUAACAACGUUGACGGCACGUGCAGGAGUUGUCCGGUGGGGAGGGAUGGGCUCUACUGUGAGCAUGAUUGUCCGGCGACUUAUUUUGGUGAGAACUGUAGACGACGAUGUAGCUCAACAUGUCUGGACAGAUUGUGUAACAACACGGACGGUUUGUGUGUGAGUUGUGUGGUGGGGAGGACGGGAGAUUUCUGUGAGCAGGAAGUUGAAUGUAAAACAAGUAACGGAAUAUGUUCAAGCAAUCAACAGAUAAGUCCCUUAACCUCUUCUAGAAGAGAUAGACUGGCUGAUGGUGUAGGGAUUGGUGUUGGUGCUAUGUGUGGCGUGGUGAUUAUCAUUGUAUCUGUUGGCUGUAUUGUGAGGAAGGUUAGGGCAACAUCAGGAAGGGAAACAGGAGCUCAUAGGAAAAACAAUCAGCAGAACGUCUCUGCAUUGGACCAAUCACGACACACCUCAAACAACAAAGCUAAAGAAACCGCUAACACAAACCUUUAGCUGCUACGAUCAGUGGCGUAGCCAGGAUCUUCUCAUG
Messenger RNA from Physella acuta, 1812 nucleotides. RefSeq lists its product as uncharacterized. NCBI's taxonomy places the organism in Eukaryota, Metazoa, Mollusca, Gastropoda, Physidae. The record is from RefSeq and is a predicted model, not a curated record. Gene Ontology annotation, molecular function: scavenger receptor activity.